AGACUAAGAUCAUUGUACUACAAUAAGUCGAAAUCUGAAAAGUCUAAUGUUCACAUUUAAUUUAUUGUUGAUUUUAAAUAAUCCUACUCCCAGUUUUUGGUGUACCGCUACUGACCGUACUGUACUGUAGAGUAAGCAAUCAAUAUCAAAGGGAAGAAACUCCACAAUAUUGAUAAAAUCCAAGAUGGCGGAAAAUAACCAGGAAGCACCAAAAAAUCCGAACAAUUCGGGGACAGAGGUUCAUUUGAACGAUGACAAACAUCCAAGAGAGGAUAGCUUUCAAGGAGCGACAUUGGAGAUAUCAGGGGAUGGCGUUCCGAGGGACCCUGAAGUUGAUUUCGCCGGUCCUGGCCUGAACAGGAAUCGACCUGGUUCCACAAUUGGUCGUCAGUCUGUGAGGAGCACUACAAGUCAAACGAGCAUGAAACCCGGCGGCUUUCAGAGUGAAAAGCAGACAGAGACAUUUUUCUCCUAUAAGGAGGACAAUCUGAAGAAGGCCUUCACGCAGUGUGAGUCUGAAUUCUACAAGAAAGAACUGGAUGGCAAGGUGCUCGGUAACUGGCUGCUCGCAGAGAUCGAUCACUGGGACAAUGAGCGUGAAAAGCUGCUUUUACUGACUGAGAACUCUCUGCUUGUCUUCCGCUACAACUUCAUCAACAGCACAAUCCAGGAAAAACGCAGGAUCAUGUUACACAUCAUAGACACCAUCCAUGUUGGGGACUUCACAUACCCAGAGUGGUCUAUCAUGCCUGUGGUGUCUGCUGACCAUUCACACGGUGGCAUACAGAUCAAAUGGAAUCGCGGGGAGCUUCCAUCGUUCGGGCAACGCUGGAACCCAUGGUGCUCAACCAUCCCUUGGGUAUCCCUCGCACAUCAUCCAAUCCUCUACAACCCGAAGGAAACGGAGACGAUUACAUACAAUGUGGACGAGUUCUACGAGGCCCUAAUCGAUGCGAUAAGUAAGGCGUACAGUCGUAAGAGGCCAGGGGAGAAGGUCACUGUCGCCGAGGGACCGAUCUUGAUCGAGAGUUACGCCAGUCUCACUUCAAUGGUGUUCAACCAAUCAAGCGUUGGUUACUGUAAAGACAGGAACGGACUGUGCUUUUAAUCUUGUUUUUGGCAAGGUUUUUGAUGGGAUUUUCAACAUGAGAAGAAACCAUUUUCAAAGAAAAUUACUUUAUCGAGUUCUUUCUUGUUAGAUUUGGCUUCAAGUAAUUAUAAACAAAGUACACUUUUAUGUGCUAAUGAAUUUGCUUAUAAAUGUUCAAGAUUAAUUUUUAAUACAAUUAUGACCUCUUUCUGGUGAACAAUAACUAUUAUUGUAUGCUUAGAGACCCCAUUACUUUGGUGUCAUUUGAAAAAAAAAAAUUGGGCCCUCGAACAUACCUGUAGGUCAUUUUAAAAAUGAUUUCAGUGAAAAUAAAAUUCAAACUGCAAUAUUUUUUAUCUAUAAUGUGAAUUUUGGUCCCUUUUGUAACAUAUUUCCUAUCAGUAAGCUAUUAAGUUUUAAAUGUAAUCAAAUUAUUUGGGGGUCAUAGGCAUCAACAUUUUACAUAAUUUCCAAAGGUUUAAUAAAAUGCCGAACAAAUUUGUACAUGUGAUGAGCCUUAAGAACGAAAAGGGGCCAUGUUAUUGAUGCACAGGUCGUAUGAUUGGUUUUUCAAAUGAAUAUAAUAAUCUGAGUAGCUUCUAUCUUUUUCGAAAAAAUAAACUCUUUAAUGGUCAGCUUAGGGAAAGUGUACUAUAUGUUUUUGCAAGUGAAAUUUUCAUUUUAAAUUAUGACGGCACUAAACUGAAAUCCUUGAUCCUGCAACAUUUUAGUUUGAUCGUUGAAAAGAUGAAACAGAUGAAACCAUUAAUGUUUAAUAUUGAGAAAUAUUUUGUGGCCAUUUAUGCAAUGUUGUGAUUUGCAUUUAUGUAAUACUGUAAAUUCAAAAUUACACUGCUUAUAAAAGGUUAAACCUGCCUUGUUUAAUGAAAAAAAGGGACGAUAAUUGAUUUUAUACAAUGUGCUAUUAAAAUGUGUAGAUUUUAAAGCUGCACUCUCACAGAUUAAAUGUUUUGACAACUGUUUUACUUUUUGUCUUCAAACUAGCCAAUUUAUGCGAAAUUGCAAGAAGACCAGUCAUAAAAAACUGCUGACAAAACAUCGCAGAUUUUCAUAUUCAAGUUAAAAAAUGUUUCUGUAAGUAACGCUUUUAGCCAAAUAUUUCGUGUUUUGAGCACUGUAUAUCUUCUUUAGUAUACAGUAUGUGAAGUUGUUAUAAACAAUACAUCAUGACUAACUGAAUGACCCAAUUUAUGUCUUUGAUUUGUGAGAAAAUAAAGAUAUUUGUUGCAUAAUUGUCCACCAUGUAUAAUACAUGUAUAUUUGUUUUUGUAUGCAGAAAUAGUUUUCUUACAUUUUUGCCGUUUUCUUUAUUGAAAGUUAUUUGUUAAUUGUUGGAAAUUAAUUGUUCUUUUUGGGACUGGUCUGUUAAAAAUAAUAUGUUUAUGUUUCCUUGUUGCUCAAUUUAUAUUUAAAUUUCACAGCAUAUUUAAUUCCAGGGCUUCAAUUUCUCGAAACUUCUUAAAAAUAACGGGCUUCAGUAGCUUAUUUCAAUAAGCUAACAUACAUACUUGAAUUUGAUUUUGAUAAAAGUUAAUUAGUUAAUUGUAAUUAUCAUAAAGAUAAUUCCUAUAUAAAGUCUAAAAAAUAUAACAGAAGUAAACAUAACACAAAUUAUAGAAAAACAAGAAAAGUGAGCUUAGUUAAAACAUUUUAUAAGAGACUAAGAAGUUUCGAGAAAUUGGGGCCUAAUUAAUUUCAAACUACUAUCAGUAGGUUUUUGUACCAAUAUGUUUUUUUCUUAAAUGAAUGAUUUUGUGACAAGUUUGUUAUUAACUGUUUAUGUUAAAUGUAUGUGUUUAAACUUACUUGAGCACAAAGUGCUCAGCUUUUUUGUGCUCAGCAAGAGCUAUUGUGAUAGGUUGAUUGUCAGUCGUACGCCAUCAACAUUUUCUUUCAAACAACUUCUCCUCCUAAACCACUGGGACAAUUUCAAUCAAACUUCACAGGAAUGUUCCUAGGGUAGUCCUCUUCCAGAUUCCUUCAAUUCAAGUUGUUCCAUGAAGAACUCUGGUUGCCAUGGCAACCCAAUGAAAACAUCUCAGAAAUCCUGGCCUGAUUUAAAUUUCACAGAAAUGCUCCUUAGGUGACCCUUUAUCAAAUUUCUUUACCACGUGUUGAAUCAUUAAAAAAAUGGCCGCCAGGGGGCGGGUCUACUUUUCACUAUAUAUCUAUAUAGAAAACCAUUUCCUCAUAAUUCUGUGCCCUGAUUUUAAAAUAAUCUCACAGAAAUGUUUGUUAGGUGACCAUAUAUCAAAUUCCUUCACCCCAUUGUUAUUCAUUUAAAACAUGGCCGUCAGGGGCAGGACUAGUUUUCGCUAUAUUUAUCUGGAAAACUUUGAAAACCUUUUUUUUUAAAAACCAUUUGCCCGAUUUAAAAAUAAUAUCACAGUGAUGUUCCUUAGGUGACCAUGUUAUCAAUGAAAUAUGUUUUAAUUCUUCUUCUUAUUUUUUUAUAGUUUUACAAUCUUUGAUGAUAUCACCUUCAUAUUUCAUGAACGUCUUCACAGUAACAAUAUACUCUUUAGGGACAAGGUAUAUUAAUCCAACUUCAAUAUUGUAUAUUGUCGGAUCAAUAUUUUUAGAAAUGUUUGUCCAAUCAGGUGAGCGAUAUAGGGCCACCUUGGCCCUCUUGUUUAUUCUUUUUAUAUGGCUAUCUAAUUUCAUUUCCACAUCUGAUAACGAUUUUUUUUUAAUACAGCACAACAUAUUGAAAUUCAUGUUGCGCUUUUGUUGUUUUCCCUUUCCGUAUCGGCAUAGUAGUUUGUGGUGAGUGCCGCCAUGUAUUCGGUGAUUUUUAUUUAUAUUUUCUUAUGAAGAACUCUGUUUCUUAAAAAAACAUUCCUAAAGAAUUCAACUGCUGAUUGUGUUUAUAUAUACAAGAAAGUGCACUAUUUCUUCAUUAAUGUUAUUAAUUUAUGACAUAAUUUCCUGAAAUAUCAUUCUAGGAAAUGUUGUGUAUAAGCAUAGUGCAUUUUUGUUGGUUAAAACUAUUAACAGUUCACAAUUAAAUGGUUAAAACUAUUAACAGUUCACAAUUAAAUGGUUAAAACUAUGAACAGUUCACAAUUAAAUGGUUAAAACUAUUAACAAUUCACAAUUAAAUGGUUAAAACUAUGAACAGUUCAUUUAAACCUGGAACUAAUCGAUGGAGGCAUAUAAUAAAUGGGAAACUUUUCACAAAUCAGAGUCAAUGAGCCUCAUAACAUAUCGUCUUUGGAUAUGCUUUACUACAAGAAGUGAUACAAUACUUCAGAAAUGCUAAUAUAUAAUUCUUUAUGAUAUUUUGUAGUGUUCAGUUCCUGUGUGAUAACUGAGAUUUUGAUCAUUUGUUAAGGGAUAUUGAUAAUAGAUAUAAAUGUUGUAUGAUUUAAAUUAUAGAGCCAAGUUUACCUAGUUCAGAAAACUAAAUUUCAUUUGAACGAUCAUAGAAAUUGAUAGAAAUGGCUUAGCUAAGACUUUUCUGCUCUCUUUUUUGACCAGAAUUCGACAUGCAGCAAAACUAUUAGAAGGAAUGAUUUGUUGGAAAAAAACACACCAUAGAGCUGGUACUGCUGAAUUCAAAUGAUUACUGUUUUUAAGAGACUAUAUGGUAUAUGUUUCUUUUUUUUGAUUUUGAAUUAACCAUAGAUACACAUAUGAAGUAAAAAAAACAUAUAUGUUUGUUCACAACCCUAUCUUAUGUCACUAACCAGUGGUCUUAAAAUUGCAAUGAUAGAUUUAGUUAAUUAUGUUUUUAGUCAUAUUGUAGUGCCAUAUUGAAAACAAACCAAAAAAUCACCAUAUGGUGAUUGUAUCCAAAAACAAAAGGCACUGAUUUAGUUUAAGGCAAGUUCCUGUGUAGCGUUGUAAAUUGAAGGAUUUAAGACUCACGGAUAAGCUGUAUUUUACCCAUCAUUGAGAAGGCCCCUAUAUCACAAAAUACUUAAGUCAAAUUUCAAUCUCAAUCUUAACUCAUUUGCCACAUAAAAGCAUUGCAUAAUUCAAAAUCUUGCAUGUUUCUUAUUCUUUUUGAAAAAAUAUUUUCUUGUAGAAAGGCUUGUAAAAGGUUUUUGUCAAUAUUAAAAAUAUAAAAACUCUUGAGAAAAAAAUAUACUGGAGUUACUGUUUGAAAACAAUGAAUUAUACUCAAAAACGUUUUUGGCUGUAAAAUAUUCAUCCAUUAGAUUCUUGACCAAUGGCUUUUAAUUUAAACCAACAAAUUCUAUGAUAGAAUGCUCUUUAACAAGGCUAAAAGAUACAUGAUUUGAUAACUGACGAUUUGACGCUGAGUGGUAAAAUGAGUUGAGACUGAGAUUGUAAGAAAGUAUUCAUAGAUUUUUCAGAAAUCCAUGUUUUUUGUUUGUUGUUUUAAAAUAGUCAGUGCAUUUCUAUAUAUGUGAUAUUUUCUGUAUGUUUUGUGAUUUUGAUCGACAAAUUUAUAUUCUUAUUUUUUCCAACUUAGUAUCUUGUGUAUUUACUUCCUGGUGUGUUAUAUCUAUUUAAGUUUAUAUUGUUUUGUAUAUAUAUAAAUAUAUAUAUAUAUAUAAAU
Mya arenaria is the source of this 5639-nucleotide messenger RNA. Its product is annotated as tumor protein p63-regulated gene 1-like protein. NCBI's taxonomy places the organism in Eukaryota, Metazoa, Mollusca, Bivalvia, Myida, Myidae. Gene Ontology annotation, cellular component: cytoplasm. The record is from RefSeq and is a predicted model, not a curated record. The transcript is spliced from 4 exons. The coding region runs from base 185 to 1108 and encodes 307 amino acids.